Molecule: messenger RNA, 1116 nt
Organism: Paramecium tetraurelia
Lineage: Eukaryota; Ciliophora; Oligohymenophorea; Peniculida; Parameciidae
Exons: 3
Biological process (GO): protein phosphorylation
Molecular function (GO): ATP binding; protein serine/threonine kinase activity
Source: RefSeq, a predicted model, not a curated record
AUGGGUAUGUGUUAAAACAAACAAGCAGAAUAUAACUCAAAAAUACCCGACAUUUCAAGCGAAAUUCUAGAUGAGGAUGAUGUCGACGACAAGAUUGGAGAAACCACCUAAAUGCCAUUUGAAGGCGAAAACGGAAAUCCUAAAACUACGCUUACACUUUCCGAUUUUGAACUUUUAAAAGUAAUAGGUAGAGGCUCAUUUGGAAAAGUCUUGCUCGUUAGAAGAAUCGCGGAUCAACAAUUGUAUGCAGUGAAGAUUUUAAGGAAAAAAUUGUUACAAAAAAAGAAACAAUAGGAAUAAGCACUAUAAGAGAGAAAAAUAAUGACGCUUGUUAACAGUCCCUUUUCUGUAAAAUUGCAUUUCGCCUUUUAAAGUCCAUCAAGACUCUAUUUGGUUAUGGAUUUCAUGAUUGGCGGAGAGUUGUUUCUUCAUCUCAGAAAAAGACAAAAAUUUAGUGAAGAAUGGACUCAAUUCUAUGCAGCUGAACUGUUAAUUGCACUUGACAUCUUGCAUUAAUAAAAAAUCAUUUACAGAGAUUUAAAACCAGAAAACAUCCUCCUAGAUAAAGAUGGACAUGUAGUUCUUACAGAUUUUGGAUUGUCUAAAUUAGGAUAUGAGAGAAAUGAAAUGACUUAUUCGUUUUGUGGUACUCCAGAAUAUGUUGCCCCUGAAAUUCUAUAUUAAAAAGGACAUAGCUUUGUAGUUGAUUUCUAUAGUUAUGGAGCCUUGAUAUACGAAAUGCUGAGUGGUGCUCCUCCAUUUUAUUCAAAAAAUAAAAGAGAAAUGUUAAAAAAUAGAUGUGAAAAACCUUUAGAGAUGAAACCUAACUUCUCUCUUUAAGCCUAAUCUUUAUUAAAGGGAUUGCUAACAAAAGACCCUGGAUUUCGAUUGGGUUCAAAUGGGAUCCAAGAAAUCAAAAAACACAAUUUUUUCAGUGGAAUAGAUUGGUAACUCGUAGAACAAAGAAAACUCUAGCCUCCAAUAGUUCCUCGAAUUCAACAUCUAGAGGAUUUGUCUAACUUUGCUCCAGCAUUCCUACAAUAGCCUUUAAUUGAAACUCCAGACUCUUAACAGAAUGUUUAUUUUGAAGGGUUUACUUAUUAAUAAGGAAUGUGA